Hevea brasiliensis (rubber tree) is the source of this 1172-nucleotide messenger RNA. Its product is annotated as zinc transporter 1. Gene Ontology annotation, cellular component: membrane. The transcript has 2 exons. Gene Ontology annotation, biological process: zinc ion transmembrane transport. Gene Ontology annotation, molecular function: zinc ion transmembrane transporter activity. The record is from RefSeq and is a predicted model, not a curated record. NCBI's taxonomy places the organism in Eukaryota, Viridiplantae, Streptophyta, Magnoliopsida, Malpighiales, Euphorbiaceae. The coding region runs from base 79 to 1083 and encodes 334 amino acids.
AUCACUCUAAUGUCCAGCUGAAGUAACAUUAUCUGAUUUAUAAUCCAAAUCAAAACCAUUAUAGCCAAGAAAGCAUUCAUGGCUUCCCUGUCUUCCCUCACAACUCUAAAGUCAACCCUCUGCAUUUCUCUGCUGAUCCUUCACUUUUCCUUAAUCAUGGGCCAAGGAGGUGAUGAAGAUAGCAGCAGCAACGACAACGCAGACUUGCAUGCCAAAGGGUUGAUUUUGGUGAAAAUUUGGUGUUUGAUCAUUCUUCUUGUGAGCACUUUCGCUGGUGGUAUCUCCCCAUACUUUUACCGAUGGAACGAAAGUUUCCUUCUCCUGGGUACUCAAUUUGCUGGUGGGGUUUUUCUGGGGACAUCUCUAAUGCAUUUCUUGAGUGAUUCUACAGAUACUUUUGAUAGUCUUACAACCAAGACAUACCCUUUCUCUUUCAUGCUAGCCUCUUCUGGCUAUCUCUUCACUAUGCUUGGAGAUUGUAUAGUGAUCCUGGUAGCAAAGGGUAACCAAAGAGAAUCUAGUGUGGUUCAAGUCGAAGAGGGAAGGGUAGGUCCAGAGGGUAAUAAAGAAGUAGCUCAAGUGGAUCUCAACCCAGUUUUCUUGAGGACUACUUCUCUUGGGGACACCAUUCUACUAAUUCUUGCUUUGUGUUUUCAUUCAGUCUUUGAGGGGAUAGCUGUUGGAGUUGCAGCAACUAAGGCAGAGGCAUGGAGGAAUCUUUGGACAAUAUCCUUACAUAAAAUUUUUGCAGCCAUAGCAAUGGGAAUUGCACUUCUUAGGAUGCUUCCAAAGAGGCCAUUUCUAUUAACAGUGGCAUACUCUCUUGCCUUCGCAAUUUCCAGCCCCAUUGGAGUAGGGAUAGGCAUUGCCAUUUAUGCUACAACUCAAGGCCAAGCAGCUGAUUGGACCUAUGCUAUUUCAAUGGGACUUGCAUGUGGGGUUUUUAUCUAUGUUGCCAUCAACCAUCUUAUAGCUAAAGGAUUUAAACCACAAGCUAAUUUGUUCUUUGACACUCCAUUCUUCAAGUUUCUUGCUGUGCUUCUUGGGGUGGGAGUUAUUGCAGUUGUUAUGAUUUGGGACUAAUUAAUUAAUUAUAUAAGUUCUCUUGUGUUGAUUUGUUGUAUUAUAUAUAUAAUCACCAUUCUAAAUAAUUGUUGAAUUACUUCAAAUUA